This is a messenger RNA of Moneuplotes crassus, 2320 nucleotides long. NCBI's taxonomy places the organism in Eukaryota, Ciliophora, Spirotrichea, Euplotida, Euplotidae. The record is from the annotation of a GenBank genome assembly.
UGGAAAUUUGGGAUUAAUGGAGGUUAAUAAGGAAAAUAGGGGGUUGAGAAGGAAUGGAGUGAAGAGAGAUGGAGCAGGGAAGAUGGAAGGGUGUCAUGUUAACAAGCUUGUUGAUAAAGAGAUCUGGGAUAAGAAAACUAGCAUAAACCUACUUCACUCAGAGAAUUCAGUGAGAUUAUACGACCAAGAUAAUAAUAAUACCCGAGGUGGGUCAAGAAAGGAGAUUUUUAACAUAAAACCGAAGGUUAAGGCUAGCAAUAAGGUCAAGAUCUCGAAGCCUAAAUAAUAUAAACCUUCGGCUUGAUAAGUCGCAUCCGAUGCAAACCAAAAACCCGAGGUUUAAUAAUUUAUGCAAGCUGAAUACUUGUGAUGGAAGUAAUACCUGCUUCUGCUUUGAUUGAGUUAAAAAUAUUAAGGUUCAGACACAGAGAAGUAGGAAAGCUACUUCUAGGCCAAACACUGGAAACAAGAAGAAGCAUAUUGGGUGACCUGAAUUCACUACUUUUAGUAGGAAGGAUAGCUGACUUACUUUUGAAAAAUACACUGAGAGAGGAAACAGUCCUCAUAUGAUUAAAAUCGAUGCGCAUAUCAAUGCUGCAGCAAAGAUUUUAAGGAAAUAAGAGCAGAGAGCGCUCCAAUGGAAAGCACUCUGGGAUCAACCUCAGAUCCAGCAGUGGUUCCUUUCUUGUUCCUGAAAUCGAUGCUUCAAGGAACGAAUCGUACGAGCGAAAUUGAAAGAGGGCCAAGAAGAAUAAUUUCAUUGAGACAUCUUAUAACAAAUAUGCUAAAUCGAAUUAUAAACCAAUGACGUAUCAAAAUACAAUCACUGAAGACCAAUUACAGAACCUCAAAGAUGCGCAAGGAGUGCCUUCCUCGAACAUCCCUUUCGCUGAACUUCUAGAUAAGAAGACUAGGGAACUUAGGGAAACAAAUUCUUCACUAGAUAAAGCAAAUGAUGAGAUAAAGAGCUUGAAAAUAAAGCUCGAGGAAUCAUCAGCUGAGAAUAAAAGUUUGAAGAAUAAAUGAAUCAACUUUGAGAAAAAUAAUUUGAUCCUGAAGCAGCAGAAUAAGAAGUUGUAUGACAUUAUGUAUGAAAUAUUGGGAGUCGUCAAGCUGAAAUCAACUACAAAUUUUGCCAACGAGACUAGUCAUUUCAACUCCAGUUUUAAGUUCCCUGAGCUUACAGAGGCUAAAGAACUGGAUACUUUAGAGUAUAGCCAUAAUAAGGACGAGCUUGACCUGUCUAAACUAGAGAAUGAUAGAAAAUAAGUUAUUCGAAACACAGAGAAGCAAAGAGAAAACAUUAGAUAAAUACCUUGUUAUUACAGAGGAAGAUCAACCGGAAGAGAAAGGUCAAAUCAAUAUGGUUAUAAACCAAAAAUGCAAGGGUUCUAAAGCAGAAGAGAUUACAUAUAAUAGUAGCACUGCUGUCAACUCUUAUCCAGCUUCAAAGAGGUUAUCGAGCAUUGAGGGUAAACUUAAUCCUCCAAGAACGAAUUGAGUUGAGGCCGAGAAAAAUAUCACAAAUCUUACAAUGGCCAAAAUACGAGCAUGAGAAGAAUCUCAUAAGGAAGAACAGUCUCUACCCGUGACAAGCAAAAGGGAGAAGGUUGAUACUUUUGUGUCAUUUGAUCACAACCCAAUUAUGUCUGCUAAAUCAAAUAAUGAGGAUGACUUAGAAGAAUUUAAUCUCCAGGAACAGUAUUUUAGCAGAAGUGAACAGAAAGGAAAGAACAUUGAGGAUGGAAUCACAGAAAAAUUCCAACCUCAUCUUUCAGAUCAUAGGACGAAGAAUAAUAUUUUUGUCAAUGUGAGAGAUAGUGCCAGCAUCUAUUUUGGUAGUGAGACUGAAAAGCCUCAGAAUUUUCAUGUAGUAAAUGAGGAUUGGGAAAAUUUUAAUGCUCAGCAGACUUCAAGAGAGCGUGAUUUUUCAAAAAUAAAUACCCUCGGGGAAAGAAGGAGGAGCCAGUGAUACAUCAAAACCCAGCCAGAAGUAGAUAACUCUUCUCAGUCAUCAGACUAUAACAUUGAUGUGUCCCCUAAAAAUCCGAUAAUCGAUAAAAUUCCUGUGAACAGCAAGGUGAAUGCUGGAAUGACGAAGCAUAAUUUUAAAGCAAAUACACGAUAUCAUAGUAAAAUAGUGACUCCAUUCCAGCCCAGGUAUAUCAACUACAACCCAUCUGAAAAGCUGCCACACGCCCAGUACUCCCAGUCGGAGGUGCACAUGCUGCCACCCAUCGAGAACCUGCAUACUUUGGAAGGAGACGAGAAUGUGGAGUUUGAGUUUAUAAACAUUGACCAGAAUGGUCCAAAUUUGUAG